GCGGAAGCGACCCAAACACGGGAGUGAAAUCCAUCGACGGUGAUGAAACGCGAAAGAAAUUCUUCUUCUUUCUUUAUUAUCUCCUGUUCCCUCUCACUCCUGCCAUAGGCUGUUGACAUGAUAGCCUUUGCACAGGAUGACUGCAAUCAUGAACAGGAUAAAAUACAUCAUAGAGAAGUAUCCAGUCACAAGAGGGAUCCUCACGUACUCUGUGCUCUUCCCCGCGAGCAACACGACCCAGCAGCUUCUGGACCGCAAGAGGGAGAAGGUGAACGCGUGGGAGACGUUGCGCUUCGGGAUUUUUGGGGCCUUGAUAUUAGCCCCUUCGCUCUAUUGCUGGGUUCGCUUGGCUAAUGUCAUAGUGAAGGGAUCUACCCUCAAGCAUGCUGUAAUUAAGGCGUACAUCGAACAGUUCACGUGGGCUCCAUUCGCGUACACAGAAUUCUACUUAUGCAUUAAUCUCAUGGAGGGAAAAACAUUUGAUGAGUGUUUACAUGAAUGCCGUUCAAAAAUACCCCCUACGUGGAAGAUUGGUUUUUGUGUGUGGCCUGUGAUUCAGACAGUGAACUUCUGGGUAAUACCUCUGAAGCACCGGGUCUCUUUCGUUGGUUUCUUCUCCUACAUAUGGAAUACCUUUCUUUCAUAUAUGCAUCAUUACAACAUAGAAAGAAGUGACGGUAGCAGCUUUGGGGAGAUCUAAUGGAGGACUUUAAGGAUUUUACCCAGUCUUUGUUAUGAUGAAAAGUUUGAGUGUUAACAAUGUUUUACUGGUUAUUACUAAACUAAUCUCCAGCUGAGGUAAGAAGAAAAUCUUCAUUGACUGAAUUGAGAUUAGUUGCUAAAGCCAUGGCAUAAACUCAGAAUCAAAAAAAAUAUAUAUAUAUAUCAUUGUCAUAGAUCCCUAUUUUUUUGAUAAACCAAAUAUCUUGUAUAACAGGCUUCCAGACUUAUUAGGUACAUAAACUAGGGAGUAGAUUGAGUUGCAGUGGUAAUUUUUGUGAGGGAAGGAUCACUGCAUUGAUAGAGAUUGUCAGAUAUAUGUUAUUAUAGAAUAAUAAGUUAUAUUAGAGUUUAAGUAUGAGGUAACUACAUAUAUGUAAAGUUUUGUAUUAGUCAGAGCCUGAGUUUUAUUUUUUCCCCAGAAGUUAGCAAGUGUAAGAUAAACAGAAAAGUUCCUGACAAGUGUUGAGUUCAGUUCUAGCCCCAUUGUCACCUGAAGCAGGUAAUGAUACAUUUCUUAUUAGCCUGAUUCAUCUGCAAAAAUUGUUGAGCAUUUCUUUCUUUUUUUAUACUGUACCUUCUUUUACUGGUUGCUUUUAUUUUGUAAACCUCAUGCAUGUUACCAGAGAUUUUAUUUAUUGCAUAGUUUAAUAGAUAUUAAUGAGAUAUUUUAUUACAGAGUGAAAUAUAUAUAUUUUAAUGAUGUUUAUAUUAUAUUUAACUCACUAGAUAUAUGAAUUGGAAUAGACUGUAUUUAUUGUGAACAUGUAAUUUAUCUAAUGUAGUUUUGGCCUUCAGUGCCAUCAGGUUAGUGAUUUAUUGUGCAGGUGAUAAUCGUAUACUUUUGUUGAUUCUUGAAUUAUAGAGUUGUUGUAUCUAAAUAAAUUGACAGAAUGUA
Molecule: messenger RNA, 1618 nt
Organism: Penaeus indicus
Lineage: Eukaryota; Metazoa; Arthropoda; Malacostraca; Decapoda; Penaeidae
Product: mpv17-like protein
Exons: 4
Coding region: 137-700 (187 amino acids)
Biological process (GO): cellular response to reactive oxygen species
Cellular component (GO): mitochondrion; membrane; cytoplasm
Source: RefSeq, a predicted model, not a curated record